Messenger RNA from Carcharodon carcharias (great white shark), 2305 nucleotides. RefSeq names its product nuclear factor 7, brain-like. Gene Ontology annotation, molecular function: protein binding; zinc ion binding. The coding region runs from base 44 to 1465 and encodes 473 amino acids. The record is from RefSeq and is a predicted model, not a curated record. The transcript has 6 exons. Lineage: Eukaryota; Metazoa; Chordata; Chondrichthyes; Lamniformes; Lamnidae.
CGAAACUGAAAUCAGUUUGAAUCAGCAAGUGCUGUGUGUGAACAUGGCUUCCAGGGAGGAGGCCGAGAGUUUAACCGAGGAGGCAAUUUGUCCCAUUUGUCUUGAUUUCUUCACCGAACCGGUUUCACUGGAGUGUGGACACAACUUCUGCCGCUCCUGUGUCACACAAUAUUGGAGAAAGAAGGCGAUAAACUGCUGCCCGGAAUGUAGAGGGAAGCAUCAGAAGAGUGUUUUAAAAGUCAACUGGGCGUUAGCGAGUCUGGCCGAGAAAGCUCGAAAUCUGGUACUAAAUCAGAAAGAGAAGGAAAGCAAACUUUACUGUGAGGAACAUCAGGAAGAACUGAAGCUGCUUUGUGAAACUGACAAGAAAUUAAUCUGCCUGAUUUGUAGAGAUUCGCGGGAACACAAAUCUCACAACUUCCUGCCGAUAGACGAGGCUGCAGAGAUGUACCGGGAUCAAUUGAGUAAAUGCUUAAAAUCGGCUACAGAGAGAAAGGCUUUGGUUCAGGACACCGAACAGGAACAGAAACGGAAGAUUUGCGAAGUUAGGGAACAGUCGAGCAGUCUGCAGACCCACAUCACAUCCGAGUUCACUAAAAUGCACCAGAUUCUCACUGAGAAAGAGCAGCGUUUCCUCAGAGAUCUCAGGGAAGAGGAGAUGAAUAUUUUAUUUCCAAUGAUGAAAAACUUCAAUGCAAUCCAAAAGGAGUUAGAUUGUAUUGAGGGAGAGAUAUUGGAGUUACAGAGACGAAUGGACGAACAAGUUACAGCCAGAUUUCUGCAGGAGGAGCUGCGUCAGGGCAGGAGGCUUGUUCGAAACACUCAGGGACUAUCAUCGGUCAAUGGAAAACUGCCAUUGGGAAUAUUCAAGGCACCUUUGCAGUACAAAAUCUGGAAAGAAAUGAUAGACAGCAUCACCCCAGCUCCAGGCUCUCUGAUUCUGGAUCCGGACACAGCGAAUCCCUGGCUCAUCCUGUCUGAGGACCGGACCAGUGUGAGACUCGGAAGCAAACGUCAGCCGCUCCCUGACACCCCGGAGAGGUUUGAGCACUCACCCUGCGUCCUGGGAACUACCGGGUUUAUAUCAGGAAGGUUGUACUGGGAGGUGGAGGUGGAGGACAAGACGUGGUGGGGUGUCGGCCUGGUCAAAGAGUCCGUUAGCAGGAAGUGGAAAACCAAAGUGACACCUGAGACCGGAUAUUGGUCUGUGUGGCUCUUACCCGUAAGAGGCUUCAUUGCUUACACCUCCCCCUCAUUGACCCCCCUCACCCCGAGUGUGAAUCCCCGGAAGAUUGGGGUUUUCCUGGACUAUGAGGGUGGACAAGUGUCAUUUUACAAUGCGGACAACAUGUCCCAUCUCCACACUUUCACCCACACUUUCACUGAGAAAAUCUUUCCUUACUUCUGUCCGGGAUUGAGCCAUGGCUGGAAAAACUCAAAACCGCUGACUAUCUGUCGACCCUAAGCCCAAAAACUGCGGAAUCCCUGCCCAAAGUGGGAGCCUGAUUCUCUUCACUCCCGCGAAUUCCUGUCGAACUAAUACUUUCAAUUCAAAUUAUGUUGCUAAUCAGGGCGUAACCGCUGUUUCAGCUCCGGAUAACUGGCCGAAAAAGUUCUAAAAUAAAAGCAAAAUACUGCAGGUUGUUGGUAAUCUGAAUAAAUUCUCCGAAUAAAUUCUCUCCCCUCCAAUCACAGUAACUGAUCUUCCAGCACCGAUUUGCUCCGAUGAGAUUCCCACUCGCAGCAAUGGAGCAAUUCACUAUUACCAUGCUACCGUUUCAACAUUUCAGCUAUUUCCCUGCAUUUGCCCGUUAAACUUUAGGCGAUAAAUAAUCCGAUGGCCGCCUUUCAGCGAGACAGGAAUAUCAGGCCAAUGGGUUAACCGUUCAUCCGUUGGUGUUAAUAACUAAGUCAUUUCUAAGCGCAUGUUUCAAAAAAGUGUAUCUUUUAUUUAAAUGAACUAAGCCGAGGAAAAGCCGGCCUCUGAGCUCCCGGGAAUUACUUUAUCACUUUUGUUUCAUUAUUAACUAACGUUAGCAUGUAUUGCCCAUCUCUCGUUCCGCUUAAGCAGCUGGUCCUUGAAUGACUGUAUUCCGGCUGGUGAAACUCCCACAGUGCUGGGAGGUAGUGAUUUCCAGCACUGUUAUCCAGCAACAUACAGGAAGAGUGAUGCACCUCCUAGAGACUCACCUCUUGACUCCCCAAAGGUUGUCCACCAUCUACAAGGCACAAGUCAGGAGUAUGAUGUCAAGCCUUGCCUGGAUGAGUGCAGCUCCUACAACACUCAAGCAGCUUGUCACAGUCC